AUCUACAUCGGUGGCACAAUGGGUGAACCUUUGCCGGAGGACAAGUCCUUGGAGUUGAACGCGCACUCUCGCUUCAUCAUUGGCUCUGUGUCUGAGGACAACUCCGAGGACGAGACAAGCUCAUUGGUGAAAAUCGACCUCCUGGAGGACAAAGAGCGGUCAUUGUCACCAGUCUCUGUCAGCUCGGAUUCGCUUUCUGACUUGGCUCCCUCCAGCGUCCAAGAUGGGCUGGCGAGUAAUAUGAGGCCGAGUAUGUCGGGUCUCCACCUCAUGAAGCAAGGCCGGGACAGGAAGAAAGUUGACCUCCAGAGGGACUUCACGGUUGCAUCUCCAGCAGAGUUCGUCACACGUUUUGGGGGGAACAAAGUAAUUGAGAAGGUUCUUAUUGCCAAUAAUGGGAUUGCAGCAGUGAAAUGCAUGAGGUCCAUCCGGCGCUGGUCCUACGAGAUGUUUCGGAAUGAGCGAGCUAUCCGCUUUGUUGUAAUGGUAACACCUGAAGACUUGAAAGCCAACGCAGAGUACAUCAAAAUGGCGGAUCAUUACGUUCCAGUGCCAGGAGGCCCAAAUAACAACAACUAUGCAAAUGUGGAGCUGAUUCUGGAUAUUGCAAAACGGAUCCCAGUGCAGGCAGUAUGGGCUGGUUGGGGCCAUGCCUCUGAGAAUCCCAAAUUACCUGAACUUCUACACAAAAAUGGAAUUGCCUUUAUGGGUCCCCCAAGCCAAGCAAUGUGGGCUUUAGGAGACAAAAUUGCUUCUUCGAUAGUGGCUCAAACUGCAGGCAUCCCUACGCUUCCGUGGAGUGGUAAUGGUCUCCGGGUGGAUUGGCAAGAAGGCGACUUUCAGAAGCGCAUCCUGAAUGUCCCCCAGGAAUUGUACGAAAAGGGCUGCGUGACGGAUGUGGACCACGGACUGAGGGCGGCCGAAGAAGUUGGUUACCCGGUCAUGAUCAAAGCCUCUGAAGGAGGGGGAGGAAAAGGAAUCAGGAAAGUGAACAACGCUGACGACUUCCCCAACCUCUUCCGACAAGUGCAGGCGGAAGUGCCAGGCUCCCCUGUCUUUGUGAUGCGCCUUGCCAAACAGUCUCGCCACCUGGAGGUCCAGAUCCUCGCUGACCAGUACGGCAACGCCAUCUCCCUCUUCGGCCGUGACUGUUCAGUGCAGCGCCGGCACCAGAAGAUCAUUGAGGAAGCGCCGGCAUCAAUCGCAACUUCGGUGGUGUUUGAACACAUGGAACAGUGUGCGGUGAAGCUGGCCAAGAUGGUGGGCUACGUAAGUGCUGGGACGGUGGAGUACCUUUACAGCCAGGAUGGCAGCUUCUACUUCUUGGAGCUGAACCCUCGGCUGCAGGUGGAGCACCCUUGCACCGAGAUGGUGGCUGACGUCAACUUGCCCGCGGCUCAGCUGCAGAUUGCUAUGGGGAUUCCUCUCCACAGGAUCAAGGAUAUCCGGGUGAUGUAUGGAAUCUCCCCCUGGGGAGACACCCCCAUUGAUUUUGAUAACUCUGCCCAUGUGCCUUGUCCCCGGGGUCACGUGAUCGCUGCCCGCAUAACCAGCGAGAAUCCUGAUGAGGGAUUCAAACCCAGCUCUGGGACAGUCCAGGAACUGAAUUUCCGCAGUAAUAAGAACGUCUGGGGCUAUUUCAGCGUUGCUGCUGCCGGGGGCCUUCACGAAUUUGCUGACUCUCAGUUUGGCCACUGUUUCUCGUGGGGAGAAAACCGGGAGGAAGCCAUCUCAAAUAUGGUGGUGGCUCUGAAGGAGCUGUCCAUCCGCGGAGACUUCCGAACCACAGUAGAGUACCUGAUUAAGCUACUGGAGACAGAGAGCUUUCAACAAAACCGCAUCGAUACUGGCUGGUUGGACCGGCUUAUUGCGGAGAAAGUGCAGGCAGAGAGACCAGAUACUAUGCUAGGAAUUGUGUGUGGGGCUCUUCAUGUUGCUGACGUGGGUUUUCGGAAUAGCGUCUCCAACUUCCUGCAUUCUCUGGAGAGGGGCCAAGUCCUGCCUGCUCAUACAUUGCUGAACACUGUGGAUGUAGAACUGAUCUAUGAAGGGAAGAAGUACGUUCUAAAGGUGACCCGGCAGUCUCCCAACUCCUACGUGGUCAUCAUGAACGGCUCCUGUGUAGAGGUCGACGUUCACCGGCUGAGUGACGGAGGGCUUCUUUUAUCAUAUGACGGAAGCAGCUACACCACCUACAUGAAGGAGGAAGUGGACAGGUACCGUAUCACCAUUGGCAACAAGACCUGUGUGUUUGAGAAGGAAAACGAUCCGUCCAUUCUGCGUUCGCCUUCAGCAGGGAAGCUCAUCCAGUAUGUCGUGGAGGAUGGGGGCCACGUCUUUGCAGGCCAGUGCUUUGCUGAGAUUGAGGUGAUGAAGAUGGUGAUGACUCUCACUGCGGCGGAAUCGGGCUGCAUCCAUUAUGUGAAACGCCCUGGUGCAGCGCUAGACCCUGGCUGUGUGAUUGCCAAACUGCAGCUGGACGACCCCAGCCGGGUUCAGCAGGCUGAACUCAACACCGGCACAUUGCCGAAGAUCCAAAGCACAGCUCUCAGGGGCGAGAAGCUGCACCGCGUCUUCCAUUACGUACUCGACAACCUGGUGAAUGUGAUGAAUGGAUACUGCCUGCCGGAACCUUUUUUUAGCAAUAAGGUGAAGGAUUGGGUGGAAAGGUUAAUGAAGACCCUGCGAGAUCCCUCCUUGCCUCUCCUAGAGCUUCAGGACAUCAUGACCAGCGUCUCCGGGCGGAUCCCGCCUAAUGUGGAGAAGUCCAUCAAGAAGGAGAUGGCCCAGUAUGCCAGCAAUAUCACUUCUGUCCUCUGCCAGUUUCCCAGCCAGCAGAUUGCCAACAUCCUGGACAGUCAUGCAGCGACCCUGAAUCGGAAAUCGGAACGCGAGGUCUUCUUCAUGAACACUCAGAGCAUUGUGCAGCUGGUGCAGAGGUACCGGAGUGGCAUCCGAGGGCACAUGAAAGCGGUGGUCAUGGAUUUGCUCAGGCAGUACCUAAAGGUGGAAACUCAGUUCCAACAAGGUCAUUACGAUAAGUGUGUCUUUGCCCUUCGGGAAGAGAACAAGAGCGACAUGAACGCGGUCCUCAACUACAUCUUCUCUCAUGCUCAAGUCACCAAGAAGAACCUUCUCGUGACGAUGCUCAUUGACCAGCUCUGUGGGAGAGAUCCGACCUUGACGGAUGAGCUGAUCAAUAUCCUGACAGAGCUAACCCAGCUCAGUAAGACCACCAAUGCCAAGGUGGCAUUGCGAGCCCGCCAGGUCCUCAUUGCAUCCCACCUGCCUUCUUAUGAGCUUCGGCACAACCAGGUGGAGUCCAUCUUCCUUUCGGCCAUUGAUAUGUACGGACACCAGUUCUGCAUCGAGAACCUGCAGAAACUUAUUCUUUCGGAGACAUCAAUCUUUGACGUGCUUCCAAACUUCUUUUAUCACAGUAACCAGGUGGUGAGAAUGGCUGCUCUGGAGGUGUAUGUUCGUAGGGCAUACAUUGCCUAUGAGCUGAACAGCGUCCAGCACCGCCAGUUGAAAGACAGCACCUGUGUCGUCGAGUUCCAGUUCAUGUUACCGACAUCUCACCCAAACAGAGGGAACAUACCCACGCUCAACAGAAUGUCCUUCUCUUCAAACCUCAACCAUUAUGGGAUGGUCCACGUAGCCAGUGUGAGCGACGUUCUCUUGGACAACUCUUUCACUCCGCCAUGCCAGCGAAUGGGCGGGAUGGUCUCCUUCCGGACCUUUGACGACUUUGUCAGGCUGUUUGAUGAAGUGAUGGGUUGUUUCUGUGACUCUCCUCCUCAAAGCCCCACCUUCCCUGAGGCAGGCCACCCGUCCUUGUAUGAUGAAGAUAAGAGUGCUAGAGAGGAGCCCAUUCACAUCCUGAACGUUGCCAUUAAGACCGAUUGCGACAUCGAUGAUGAAGGCCUGGCGGCCAUGUUCAGAGAGUUUACACAAAGCAAGAAAUCUGUUCUGAUUGACCACGGUAUUCGGCGGCUGACUUUCCUUGUAGCACAAAAGGAUUUCAGGAAACAGGUCUACUAUGAGGUGGAUCAAAGAUUUCAUAGGGAAUUCCCCAAAUUUUUCACAUUCCGUGCAAGAGAUAAGUUUGAGGAAGACAGGAUCUACCGCCACCUGGAACCCGCCUUGGCUUUCCAGCUGGAGCUGAAUCGAAUGCGCAACUUUGACCUCACCGCCAUUCCAUGUGCCAAUCACAAAAUGCAUCUCUACCUGGGUGCAGCAAAAGUCGAGGCAGGAGCUGAGGUUACAGACUACAGGUUUUUUGUUCGGGCAAUCAUCAGGCACUCGGACUUGGUUACUAAGGAGGCAUCUUUUGAGUACCUACAGAAUGAGGGGGAGCGCCUGCUUUUAGAAGCCAUGGAUGAGCUGGAGGUGGCUUUCAACAACACAAACGUGCGCACGGACUGCAACCACAUAUUCCUCAAUUUUGUCCCCACUGUUAUUAUGGACCCGUCUAAGAUUGAGGAGUCUGUGCGGAGUAUGGUGAUGCGCUACGGCAGCCGCUUAUGGAAACUACGAGUUCUUCAGGCAGAGCUUAAGAUCAACAUUCGGCUGACGCCAACCGGCAAGGCAAUUCCCAUCCGGCUCUUCCUGACUAACGAAUCGGGCUAUUACUUAGACAUAAGCCUGUACAAGGAAGUGACGGACUCCAGAACCUCCCAGAUUAUGUUCCAAGCUUAUGGUGAUAAACAAGGGCCACUGCACGGAAUGCUGAUCAACACUCCGUAUGUGACAAAGGACUUGCUCCAAUCCAAGAGAUUCCAGGCUCAGUCAUUGGGAACAACAUAUGUCUACGAUAUCCCUGAAAUGUUUCGACAGUCUUUGAUUAAACUCUGGGCUUCCAUGAAUGAGCUCGCAGUCCUGCCAGACCCUCCUCUGCCUUCUGAUAUCUUGACGUAUACAGAACUGGUGCUGGACGACCAGGGGCAGCUGGUGCACAUGAACAGGCUGCCGGGAGGAAAUGAGAUCGGCAUGGUAGCUUGGCGAAUGACCCUUAAGACCCCAGAGUAUCCGGAAGGGAGGGAUAUCAUAGUCAUCAGCAACGAUAUCACCUAUCGGAUCGGAUCCUUUGGACCCCAAGAAGACCUGCUCUUUCUUAGGGCCUCAGAGCUCGCUCGGGUACAGGGCAUCCCCCGGAUCUACGUGGCUGCCAACAGUGGUGCUAGGAUCGGUUUGGCUGAGGAGAUCCGCCACAUGUUCCACGUUUCUUGGGAAGACCCAGCAGACCCUUAUAAAGGGUUCAAGUAUUUGUACCUGACUCCUCAGGAUUAUAAGAAAGUCAGUGCCUUGAACUCAGUACACUGUGAGCAUGUGGAAGAUGAAGGAGAAUCCAGAUACAAAAUUACAGAUAUUAUUGGGAAGGAAGAAGGUAUUGGAAUGGAGAACCUGCGGGGAUCUGGCAUGAUUGCAGGAGAAUCGUCACUAGCGUAUGAAGAAAUUAUCACUAUCAACCUGGUGACGUGUCGAGCGAUUGGCAUUGGAGCUUACAUUGUCCGGUUGGGACAGAGGACAAUCCAAGUGGAAAAUUCGCAUAUCAUCUUGACUGGAGCGGGAGCCCUUAACAAAGUACUUGGAAGAGAGGUGUAUACCUCCAACAACCAACUGGGUGGGAUCCAGAUUAUGCACAACAACGGGGUGACCCAUACCACAGUUUGUGAUGACUUUGAAGGCAUCUACACGAUUCUGCAGUGGCUGUCAUAUAUGCCAAAGAGUGUGUACAGCCCAGUCCCAAUGCUCACCGUAAACGACCCGAUAGAGAGAACCAUUGAGUUUGUCCCCACCAAGACGCCCUAUGAUCCCCGCUGGAUGCUCGCUGGACGCCCUCACCCAACUCAAAAAGGCCAGUGGCAAAGUGGUUUCUUUGACUACGGCUCUUUUCUGGAAAUCAUGCAACCCUGGGCACAGACAGUUGUGGUUGGCAGAGCCAGGCUCGGUGGAAUACCUGUUGGAGUCGUGGCUGUAGAAACCAGAACGGUGGAACUGACCAUUCCUGCAGAUCCUGCAAACCUAGAUUCAGAAGCAAAGAUCAUCCAGCAGGCGGGCCAGGUGUGGUUCCCCGAUUCUGCCUUCAAAACGGCACAAGCAAUCAAGGACUUUAACCGAGAAGGGCUCCCCCUGAUGGUCUUUGCAAACUGGAGGGGCUUCUCUGGAGGCAUGAAAGACAUGUAUGAUCAGGUGCUGAAAUUUGGGGCCUACAUUGUGGACGGCUUGCGGGAGUACAGGCAGCCCGUCCUCGUCUACAUCCCUCCACAAGCAGAACUGAGAGGAGGCUCCUGGGUGGUGAUCGAUCCCACCAUUAACCCUCGUCACAUGGAGAUGUAUGCUGAUCGAGAGAGCAGAGGUGGGGUUCUGGAGCCCGAAGGGACCGUGGAAAUCAAAUUCCGCAAGAAAGACUUGGUGAAAACAAUGAGACGAGUGGACCCCAUCUACACACGUUUGGCAGAGCGACUCGGCACCCCGGAGCUAAGCCCAGCUGAGCGGAAGGAACUCGAGACCAAGCUGAAGGAACGGGAAGAAUUCCUAAUUCCCAUUUACCAUCAGGUAGCCGUGCAGUUUGCUGACUUGCACGACACGCCCGGCCGGAUGCAGGAGAAGGGGGUCAUUACGGACAUUCUAGAUUGGAAGACCUCCCGCACAUUCUUCUAUUGGCGGCUCCGGCGCCUUCUGCUGGAAGAUUUGGUCAAAAAGAAAAUCCACGAUGCCAACCCUGAACUAACGGAUGGCCAGAUUCAGGCCAUGCUGAGGCGCUGGUUUGUGGAAGUGGAAGGCACAGUGAAGGCGUACUUGUGGGACAACAACAAGGACUUGGUGGAGUGGCUGGAGAAGCAGCUGACGGAGGAGGAAGGCAGCCGCUCGGUGGUCGAUGAGAACAUCAAGUACAUCUCCCGAGACUACAUUCUCAAACAGAUACGAAGUUUGAUCCAAGACAAUCCAGAGGUUGCCAUGGAUUCCAUCGUCCACAUGACUCAGCAUAUAUCGGCAACUCAGCGGGCCGAGAUCGUGCGCAUUCUCUCGACAAUGGACUCCCCUGCCUCGACGUAAGCCGACGCAGAGCCU
Molecule: messenger RNA, 7077 nt
Organism: Euleptes europaea (tarantolino)
Lineage: Eukaryota; Metazoa; Chordata; Lepidosauria; Squamata; Sphaerodactylidae
Gene: ACACA
Product: acetyl-CoA carboxylase alpha
Exons: 54
Coding region: 19-7062 (2347 amino acids)
Biological process (GO): fatty acid biosynthetic process
Molecular function (GO): metal ion binding; acetyl-CoA carboxylase activity; ATP binding
Source: RefSeq, a predicted model, not a curated record